Messenger RNA from Eurytemora carolleeae, 1923 nucleotides. RefSeq lists its product as uncharacterized. The coding region runs from base 718 to 1923 and encodes 401 amino acids. The record is from RefSeq and is a predicted model, not a curated record. The transcript has 20 exons. Gene Ontology annotation, biological process: proteolysis. Gene Ontology annotation, molecular function: serine-type endopeptidase activity. NCBI's taxonomy places the organism in Eukaryota, Metazoa, Arthropoda, Copepoda, Calanoida, Temoridae.
ACAAUACGCAGAAUUAGUAAUAUUUUUUUCGCGCAUUUUCAAAAUUUAACAAAUAUCUAAGACUUUUGGAUUCAAGUUUUGUAACUUUGAGCAUCCAUAAGCCUUCCCUGUGGUCUUUUGAGGUCCACCCAUUUGGGGCCCAAUCGGCUCAGCCGUUUCGGCGUUUAUUGGAUACAAACGGACAGACAGACAGACUUGCAAAGUAUAUGUAAAGAUGUCAUAUGCUGAUGAAAGUUUUAAGCCCUUUUUGAUUUGUAACAUUUUUUAGCCCCAUGUUAUGGGGUCAAAUUAGAAUCAAAAGACUAAUAAAAUUUUCAUAAAGAACAAUCUAUAUUUCACAAACAAUCUAUUGCCCCGAAGAAUCAUGAAGAGAGGUUUGGAACAUGUCUGGACUCUGCCAACUGUAGUCCCAAGGCUGGAUCUUUUUCUGAACUCUGUCUUAGAAAAAACCAAGUUUGCUGUGUCGCUGAAUAUAAAUGUGGAUCUAUAACCUCUGAUCUAGUUUCUUACUUCCAGAACUUUGAGUUUCCUAGAAAUAUUGAGUCUGCCUCACUUUGCAGUCAUAUUGUCAAGAUUCAGCCUGGUAUCUGUAGUGCUCAACUAUACUUUGACUCAUUCUCUAUAGGAGAGCGUGAUCCUGGAGGUGUCUGCUCCCAUGACUGGUUUACUGUUAUUGGAUCAGCUGACCAGCAGCCGGCUCCACUACUUUGCGGCCAGAUGGAUUCAUACUCAAUGAUAGUUCCUGUAGUGGAAGAUCAAAAUCUCAUAAUUAGCGCUGGAAUUCAGAGUUUAGGUGGUAGAUGGAAUAUUGGUGUUAUUCAGUUACCUUGUAUCUCUCAAGUUUAUGAAGUAUCAGGGUUAAGUGAUUGCCUGGGUUCGAUACAAGCUACAAACAGACAAAGUCGUGGUUAUGUAGAAACUUUAUUCUCACAGCAAACCCAACGACAACAACCGUUCAAGAUAAACUUUAACGGCGCAGAAUAUAUUUAUCACAAGUCCUUCGGCCAGCUCCAUCCAGAAUAUUCAGCAAACCUUAGACAUCAGAAUCCAAGAGGGACAACCGAGCCACCUAAACUUAUAACAUGGGGCUCAGUGUCCCAGAUGAGAGACCUCGAAAGGAAAUCCAAUACCAGAGAACAAUGGAAAUCCAGCAAUAGCAGACUAUAUUCUAAAUAUAUUAUUCCACUAGUUAAAGGCGAUGAACAUGAGGAAAUUCGAGAGAUUGUUUCAAAUUUAAAAGAAAUGGAACCUGCACAAGAAGGGGAUCUAGAAGAAAACAAGAGAAGAACAAAUCUAUCCAAACAGAAAGUUGCGGAGAGAACCUUAAUGAGUAAAGGACGGAAGGGAAACGGAAACAAAAAGAGAAGAGAGGAAACUAAAAAGUGCGAUUGUAACAGAAAGGAACGACGACCGAGUACUUAUGAAAAUCUGCGUGGGUUUCCUAGCUCUGAAUUUCCUUGGAUUGUUGGAAUAAUGCAGAAUGGAUUUCUGAUGUGUACAGGCCACGUGGUUUCACAAACAUUCAUACUAACCUCAGCAUCUUGUAUUCUAUCCGGGAACACAGGACAGAUUCCAUAUAUUCAACACACUGAGGAUAAUUUCUCUGUCAAGAAAAUUAUCAUUCAUCAUGGUUGGGAUAGAUUAACUGGACUAAAUGAUUUUGCUCUGCUGGAGAUUACAUCUUUUAUAAAUUCGACCAUUUGUAUCAAAACCCAACAAGAUAAAGAAGCUGAUGAGGUGGAUGAGGUCCUGAUAGGUCAUUUUAACGCAAACCCUCGUAACUCUGUAGACACUGUUUACAAACAAUCAAUAACCGGUUCCUCGAGUCUAGAGGAGAAAAGGAUCUUAGCAAACUUUCUGGUUGGAGGAGGUGGUCUGGUGAGUAAAGUUGGAGAUAAAUAUGAACUACAGGCACAGAUUUAA